GAACUUUCUUUAACGAACUAUUAAUGAACCAUUAAAGAUGAAAAUUAAUGACGAAAGUAAACUAAUUAAUUGGAUUGAAGAUGCUAUUUCCAAGAGUCUUAUUAGAUAUUAUGAUUAUCAAUAUUUUAAUGAUAUUCAAGAAGUUGGUUCUGGAGGGUUUGGUCAAGUGUCCCGUGCGAAGUGGAGAAAGAAUGACCAAUAUUUCGCCUUGAAAUCUUUUUUCAACCUAAACCACAUUACUAUUAAUGAAGUAAUUCAUGAGAUCAAAUUGCAACGUGAAGUAGAUUUUCAUGAUAAUAUCAUUAGAUUUCUUGGAGUUACAAAACUCGUUUCAGAAAAUAAAAAAGUGAAAGAUUAUUUAUUAGUAUUGGAAUAUGCAAACCAAGGAACUCUUAAAAAUUAUUUAAAACACAAUUUCGAUAAUCUUACUUGGAAUGAUAAGUAUAAAUUGGCUCGUCAGUUAGCUUGUGCUGUUUUAUGCUUGCAUGAUGAAGGAAUUUUACAUAACGACCUGAAUUCCGCUAAUAUACUCGUCCAUCAACAUGAUAUUAAACUAUCCGAUUUUGGAUUAUCAAAAAGAAUCAAUGAAUCAUCUAAACUUUCUAAAGUAUUUGGGGUAAUUCCUUAUAUAGAUCCAAAAAAAUUUAGUGGUACACGUACACAAAUAUAUAAAUUAAAUGAAAAAAGUGACGUCUAUAGCCUUGGAAUAUUAUUAUGGGAGAUAUCAAGUGGUCAUCCACCCUUUUCUAACGAACCAUAUGAUCUUUGUUUAGCUUUGGAAAUUUCGAAAGGUUUAAGAGAAGAGAUUGUUCCGAAUACAUCUCCCCACUAUGUCAAGCUUUAUACUGAAUGUUGGGAUGGAGAACCAUAUAAUCGACCAACUACAAGAGAAAUAGUUACAAGGCUAAAAGAUAUUAUUUCAGGAAAUUCUCCAUCGACGUUAAAAGAAAUACCGAUAAUUAGUUUGAGUACUCCGGAUAGUUCUCAGCAUGGAGAUUUAUCAAAGUUAAUCGAAGAUUUGCAUAAAAUGAAUACACGUGAUUUGGACCGAUUAGAUACAAGUACGACCAGAUCAUUAAGUAUUUAUUAUUCAAUACCAGAAAUGAAAAUGAGUGAAACAUUUAGUCAUAUAAUAAGGCCAAAUAAUGAAGUAACCGAAAAGGAUUUGGGUACGAAUGUCGAUGAAAUAGUAAAAUUUCAUUUAAAAUUAUUAAAUGAAGGGAAAGAUUCAACUACAAGAAAGCGACAUGUUCUCGAGUAUCUUGAAAAUAAUGAAAUUACUAAGGAAGAAAUUUACAAUUGGCUAUUAAAUAAUCAAAAUAAUUCAAACAAUAUUUUUUUAUUAGGAUAUUUUAAUUUUGUUGGAACCAUAAAGCCAAAAAAUUAUGAAUUAGCAUUUUAUUUAUUUAUGCACGCUAAUGCAGAAAAAGGGCACAUAUUGGCAAUAUAUUAUAUAGGAGCAUGUUAUUUAUAUGGGUCCGGAAUCAUAAAAGAUGAAAAAUUGGCCUUUAAAUUUUACAAAAUCAUUGCUAAUGAAAAUCAUACAAUUGGACAAACAAAAAUUGGUUAUUUUUAUGAAAAAGGAAUAGGUGUUGAUAAAAAUGAAAGAAUGGCUUUAGAAUGGUAUAUGAAAGGUCAUAAUAAUGGAAAUUAUUUAGCAACUUAUGAUCUUGCCCAAUGUUAUAGAUAUGGAAUAGGUGUUAAUAUAAAUUAUGAGAAAGCUUUUGAUUUAUAUCAAAAGGCCGCGAACUUUAUUCCUAUGGCUCAAUAUGAACUUGGAGUAAUGUAUGAAAAUGGUGAUGGUACUAUAAAAAAUAUAGAUCAAGCAAUUGAUUGCUACACAAAAUCCUUUGAUCAAGGAUAUCAAAAAGCUCAAGUUAGAUUAAAAGUACUUACAAAAAUUAAGAAUAGAAAGAGGAGUGAUACGUGUAAAAUAAAUUAAAUGUUUAAUUGUCAUAAUUUAUAAAUUUUUUUUUUCGAUAUACUU
Rhizophagus irregularis DAOM 181602=DAOM 197198 is the source of this 1987-nucleotide messenger RNA. RefSeq lists its product as uncharacterized. Gene Ontology annotation, biological process: signal transduction; protein phosphorylation. Gene Ontology annotation, molecular function: protein kinase activity; ATP binding; protein binding. Gene Ontology annotation, cellular component: cytoplasm. Lineage: Eukaryota; Fungi; Glomeromycota; Glomeromycetes; Glomerales; Glomeraceae. The record is from RefSeq and is a predicted model, not a curated record.